Molecule: messenger RNA, 7151 nt
Organism: Globicephala melas (long-finned pilot whale)
Lineage: Eukaryota; Metazoa; Chordata; Mammalia; Artiodactyla; Delphinidae
Gene: SOWAHB
Product: sosondowah ankyrin repeat domain family member B
Molecular function (GO): protein binding
Source: RefSeq, a predicted model, not a curated record
GAGAGACAGCAAGAUGCUGGUUAAUUUGCACCUUCUUCCUCACCCAGCGGCUUCAGCCGUGACUAACGAAGCUAAAGGAGAGGGCAAGAACAGGUCUAUUGUUUUCGUUUCCUACUUGGCCGAAACCCAAAGGAGCGGCUGGUCGCCUACCUGCCUUCCAUUCCCCUGCACGGGAGCGGCUGCGCGACCUGCCGAGCUGUACGUUGCCGGCUCCGGCUAGCUGGCGACCUCACCUACGGCGCUCUUCCGGGCUCGGACCAGCCUGACUCAUCUGGGAUGGGUGGCAGGGGUGGGGGAGACCUCAGAGGGAGGAGGGACAGGAGGAGGCGGGCCGGGCCCUUCCCCCAGAGCCGGGGAGGAGGCGUCGCCAGGGCGCAGGUGAAACCGACUCCGGCCUAUCCCGGGAACUUUCGCAGCGGGGACUCGCUGCGCGAGGCGCGCAUCGCGCAGGGGCGGCCUGGGAGCCGCCCUCUCCCACCCUGGGCUGCGCGCGGGGCUCAGCACCGGGGCCUCUCCCCGGGGACCCGCGGCCCUCCUGGCACGUUCUGGGGCUGCAAGCAGGCCGUGGCUGAUGGAGGCGGGUGGCGCCGCCCCGGGCGCAGGUGACAGACGCCAGGCCAGGGUUUCUGUUGGCGGGGGAGAGCGCAGGGAGGACGAGACGCAGACACCUCGGGGCCAGGGGACGACGGGGCAGCGAUGGCCCGAGAGUUGAGCCAGGAGGCACUACUGGACUUUCUGUGCCAGGCCGGGGGCCGAGUGACCAACGCCGCCUUGCUGAGCCACUUCAAGAGCUUCCUCCGAGACCCCGAUACGCCCCCCAGCCAGCACCAGCGCCGCCGCGAGCUUUUCAAGGGCUUCGUCAACUCGGUGGCCGCAGUGCGCCAGGACCCCGACGGCACCAAGUACGUGGUGCUCAAGAGGAGGUACAGGGACCUUUUGGGGGAGGAGGGGCUGCAGCGACCCAGAGACCCGCCCGCGGCCGCCGCCCCUGCAGGGGGAGCUGCGCCCAGCUUCCCGCUCCUCGCGCGCAGGGGGGAGCCGCCGCCGCCGCCGCUGCCGCCGCCGCAGCAACCCCGGCGGCGGCGGCGCGAGAAGGAGCUAGAGGAGGAGCAAGCAGGUGCCGCAGGCCCGGCCGCCGAGGCAGGCUGCAAUGGACUCCCGGCCAGCGGGGCCCGGGAGGCGGCCCGGAGAGGCGGCCGGCGGAGGGGCAGCUCCGGCCACAGGGCGCCGGUGCCCGCAGCCGCCCAGGACGGAGCGAGGUGCGUGGCGGCCGAGACGCAGGGCCGCCGCUGCUGGGAAUGCCUCCAGAACGGCCUGGGGGGACUCCCGGGCGAGCCGCUGCUCCGCUCACUCCCCGACGCCCCCACCGCCACCGCCAGCGCCUGGGAGAAGCCUGCGCCGGCCCCGCCUGCCCAGGACGACAGCGGGGCUCCCAGGCCGCAGCGGGAAGGUGCGCCCGCGGGGCCCCCGCCGGUGUGCGCCGCACCCCGCUCUCCUCCCACAACCGUCGAGGCUGCUGGGAGCGGGGCUUCCCCACCUGCUCUCCUGUCCUGCCCCACUCCCCCCGGAGAGCCGCCCGAGCUGGUGAUCCCGGGCUCUCUGCAUUAUUCGACCCUGCAGAAGCAGCAGCAGCGCACUCGAGAGUGGGUGGCCAGACACCCCCAGAUACCCGAGGCCCGAAACCAGGGUCCCAUCCGAGCCUGGUCGAUGCUGCCAGACAACUUCCCCCAGCUGCCCUCGGAGCCGGGCUUCUGGGUCCCGGUAUCUAAGCCAGCACCACCCGACCUCCCUCCUCCCCCUCAUUCUCUCUUUCCCGCUGUUUCGGAAUCCUGGCUCGGGGAGUCUCCAUUGGCAGUCUUUCGUAGCAUUCGUUGUCAGCUGUCUCUACAAGAUCUGGAGGACUUUGUGGACCAGGAGAGCCACGGCAGCGAGGAGAGCAGCAGUGGACCCAAAGAGUCCCCUGGGGGUUCUGAAGAAGGGCUGCACCUUGCCCCGGGAGCCCCAGAUGGGAGAAGGCUCAGGAAUCCAGCUGGGGCCCCUUCUCCAAAGGAGGGCUGCCCCAGCGGGAGCCUUCAGGGCCUCAGGAACAUAGAGGAUGGUCACCCUUCUCAGCCCGUCCCAAUAGGAGCUGGUGGCCUUGCAGGCCACCCUCAGCCUUUGCCCUGGCCUGUCCCCAAAUUAAGGAGAUCCCUAAGGAGGAGCUCUAGGGCAGAGAGAGCCAAAUUGUCCUCCUCUGAUGAGGAGUGCCUUGAGGAGGAUUUGCUGAAAAGGAGCCGGCGCCCUCCCCGGUCCAGGAAACCCUCGAAGGUGGGAGCAAUGUCCAGCCCAAGGGUGGAUGCCGCUUUGACACCAAAACCUGCAGAAAUUAAGGCUACUGUUGUUGAGUGUGGUCAUCCACACAGCUCAUGGGCCCCUGGAGGGGAGAGGCCUGCAGCCUUGAUCCCCCCCAGAUCUUCCGAGCACAAGUCAUCCCUGGUCCCCCUUGAUGCCAGGGAGCAUGAAUGGAUUGUGAAGCUUGCCAGUGGCUCUUGGAUUCAGGUGUUGACUUUGUUCUGGGAGGACCCCCAGCUGGCUUUGCACAAAGACUUUUUGACCGGGUACACUGCCUUGCACUGGAUAGCCAAACACGGUGACCUCAGGGUCCUUCAGGACUUGGUCUCAGGCGCACAGAAAGCAGGGAUUGCUCUUGAUGUAAACGUGAAGUCCAGCUGUGGGUAUACCCCGCUGCACCUUGCAGCCAUUCAUGGCCACCAGGGGAUCAUCAAAUUGCUAGUGCAAAGGUUGGCGUCUCGUGUGAACGUCCGGGACAGCAGUGGGAAGAAGCCUUGGCAGUAUCUGACCAGUAAUACCUCUGGGGAAAUAUGGCAGCUACUGGAAGCCCCACGGGGCAAGCCCAUCUUUUCCACCUAUCCCUUGGUUCGAAGCUCUUCCCCCACCAGGAAGGCCAAGAGCCGGGAAAUAUCUAGAAAUGUCACUCGAAAGACUUCCUUUGCUGCACUGCUCAAAAGUCAGCACAGCAAAUGGAAGUCAGCCAACCAGUAUGAGAAAUUCCCCAGUCUAAGGGAAAGAGAAGAGUAUAGUGACUGAGGGGAGCCCCUCUCUCCAACAUGGCCUCCACACCCCCAUCCUUGAGCUCUUCAGUGAGAGAAUCCAGGGGGAAUGGAAAAAUUGCUGAGGAAUUGGUCGACAGGCCAAGUGAGAUGGCCUACCUAGUGUUUACCUCCCUGGAUUCUGCGUCAGCACAUCCUGGGCCUCAGAGGUCGUCCAAGCUUUCUGACGGCUCAAGUCCUUGGGCCAGUGAACGUAGACAAGGAGCAGAGUCAGGUGCUUAAAACCCGGCUGUUCUUCUCCUUCCCUUGCCAUCACAGAUCUGGGCACAGCAGGCCACACUAUUCUCCCAAGCAGCUACCCCAGGCCUUGGCUAGAGAGGAAACAGAUGUCUAACAAGAAGAGAGGCAAUUCAAGGAACUGAUGAAGCUCAAACAAGAUCCUCUCUCUGGCUAGGAGCUCUCUGGCUUCCAUUCAUUUGGAGAACAAAUCUUGGCUAAGAGUGGAAAACACCAGGUUUGAAAUCAGAUGGCUCCUCUUCUUUCCCUUUUUUUUUUUUUUGGCAUUCAAAUCUGUGCAGUAAAAUUAUUACUGGAGAGUAGAAGUUGCUUUAAGAGAUUCCUCUGCCCCAUCGUCAGGUCUUUCUUUGAAUGCAACCUUUGGUAGCCAGCACAAGAAAUGAUUAAUGCCUCGUUUCAGAGAAGCAGUUGGGUAAGAUCCAGUUGUGACUGACAUUCAGACCCUGCUUUUUAAGAAAAACAUCAACCUGAGGGGAACUUUCCAAAUGUAAAAACUGUAUGGCUCAUUUGCAUAGUGACUGAAACCAUCUUUUAUGGAAACUCCCUGUGUAACAAACAGCAGAAUUAGCAUCAGUAGUUUUCAGUAGGUUUGAAUGGCCAAUGUUCAUACUCAUGAAAAGUGAGAAAUGAUUUUGUUCUGGGGAUGCAGUAAGGGUUAUGAGGUGAAUGCCUCCCCACCAGGAACUUUCUAAGCUGCUAAAUAUAAUUUUAUUUGCACUAAACAUUUUGCCAAUUAAGAUUAAAUAUUAGGUUUGAAGUGCUGUAUCUCUAACAGGAAGUGGUCCUUUUAUUUGCUCGUGGUGGGACUGAUCUCUGUGGGUCUGUGGAAUGAGAGAAUGGCUAGUUUAUAAACUGCAGUAGAAAAUCAAGAUUUCAGAAUGUAAAUUCAAAGAGGGCUGAAAGAUGAAGUGUCUAAGAGGAAAUAGUUAAUUUUUUAUGGAAAUGUUCUCAUGCGCUGUGGCAAUGAUGUUGUAUUUUAAAGUAUUUUUGUGUUUCUUCUGGCUAUUUUCCCCCAUUAAAAUAUCAACAGAUCUUUAUAAUUUAUUGUACUUAUGCUGAUGAUUGUUAACUUUCUGCCUUACAAAACUGUGACUCAGUGAGUAUCAAAUAUUUUUGUUUCUUUGUAGUUUUACUUUAUAAUUUUGCUGAAAUAACUAUAUCUGUUCUAUUAGAAAACAAACAAAAAAUAGGCAGAAUAAAUAAAUCUAAGGGUUGCUUUUCUCCAAAAAGACCUAUACAAGGGAUGAAACUUUGGCAAAUCACAUCAAGGAAAAAAAGCUACAAGUACGGACAGCAGGUGUAUGGUUAGGAGAGAUGAAAUUUUUAAACAUAAAAGAUAAACAUUUAUGUGAAUACCCUAGUACAGGCGGUGAUCUCCCAGGGGGGGAAAAAAUUAAAAAUGUCAACUUCUUUUAAAAGCCAAAGAAUGUUUUUACUUUACCAUACUGUUAUCACAAUGUCAAUUCAUUCAACAAAUGUUUUCCUUAGUGCUGUGGGAUUGAUAAAGGUGAAUGGGACAUGACUUCUCUCCUCUUGAACUUAAAAUCUAACAAGACUUGUUGUUGACUGAUUUAUACCAUACCUUACUCCCAAGAUGUCUUUUAAAGCUGCAUUGUACUAGGUAUAAGCUUUUAAAAUGAGGCAAAGGAAAAAAAAGGUACCGGGAAUGAGGACAAAACAACUGCAAUACAAGAAAAAAAAUUUUUUUCAGAGUGUCGUAAGUACAAAGUUAAGGGCUCCAGAGGAUUUCGGAGGAGAGAGUCCUUUGGGCUAAGAAAAUCUGGGCCGGCUACUGGGAGGCCAGGCAUCUUUAGGUGAAUGAUCUUGGCUUUCCACAGAAACCAGCUUUGUUGGUUCUACCACAUUCUUGCCUUUGGCUUCAGUGUGUGAUUUCAUAGCACAACAUUGGCUGAUUGCUCAAUGGUUAGGACACAGUCUUGGGUUCCAGGUUCAUUCUUAGGAGGAUCCAUCAGGUCCGUCUGUCCUUUGUCCCCAUAUCGUACCUAUGACUGUGGUCAACCUUCUUACGUGGUCAACAUGUAUUUGGGGAGGGGGUGGGGCAGAAGAGGGUGUUGAGAGCAGAGUACAGCACAGACCUGGUGGAGUCACCCUUUUGCUCAUGUCAUAAAGCACAGACCAGGAGGACAGCCAGUCCCAGCCUCCUGCCAGCCACAAACCUCCCCCACACUGAGGCCAGACCCAUUGGGGUGUGAAUGCCCUUACCCUCUCAGUUUCUGUCCUGGUGGUGCUGAAUUCUUUCAGCUUAGAAUCCCUUUUGCUCUUUUCCUGGAGAACUUUCAUGUUUCAAAGGACAGCUCAGACAUCGAAGCCUCUGUGAGGGCAAAGCUGCUGGGUGUGUUUGGGGGAUACUUAGCUCCUAUGGCUGUGGGAGAUAGGUGGCUUCUGCUGUGUGGCAGCCUAAGGCGCUGUGGAACGAGGUGAAGAUAGAAAGGGAAUUUAAGGUCAGGUUGAAAAAAAGUAUCUUUUAUGAUACGUCAAGAAAAAUAAGCAUUUUCUAGGAAGCCAGGGAUGGUCCAAUUUUUCCCUCCAGAAAACCUUAGUGUAAUUCCAAAUAUGGAAACUUUCGUAAAGUCUUAAUUUGAAGACAAAGAAAAAGUAUUGUAUAGGAUGUACUCAAUUUUAAAGUUUCCCUUUCAAAUUUUCCUUGUCUUUGAUGUUAAUGCUUCUUUGCUGGCAAACAGUGGUGCGCAGUUGAACAAAUUGCAAUUUAAUAUUAGAGGCAAACAUUAGAAACUGGUGAUAAUCUUAGCUCAACCACUUGCUUUUUUGUAGACAUAGUUGUAAACUAAUGAAUUUUAAUCUUAUAUAUAAUAUCUACCAUACUGUUAUUUUCUGCUAGUAAAACUGCUUUUAGUUCAACAUUUUAGGAUUUUACACAUAGCGUGCCAUGACUUCCAGGUGCUUUGAUUUCCUCACUAAAUUUUUUAAAGUAACAACUUUGAGAUAUAGUUCACAUACCAUACAAUUCACCUAAAAAAAAAUAUCGUAUACUAACGCAUAUAUGUGGAACCUAGAAAAAUGGUACAGAUGAACCUGUUUGCAGGGCAGAAAUUAAGACACAGAUGCAGAGAACAAACGUAUGGACACCAAGGGGGGAAAGCCGGGGGUGGUGGUGGUGGUGGUGGGAUGAAUUGGGAGAUUGAGGUUGACAUAAAUACACUAAUAUGUAUAAUAAGUAUACAGGUCAAUGGUUUUGAGUGUAUUCACAGAGUUGUGCAACCAUCACCAUAAUAAGUUCCUGUACCUAUUUGAGAACUACUGACCCAGGCAAUGGGGAGCCAUUGACAGUUUAAUGUAGACCUAUAUAGACUGGGGUGAAGUAAAGAUCCCUCUUGCUAUAGUAAGGGAGAGAAACUAGAAGCAGAGAUCAGGUAAAUUAUUGUAGUGUCUUGAUUUCAUAUUGGAAAUAGGAAUAUUGACUCAAUUAGCUCGAUAAGGUGAAUAAGUUUGGAUGAGUAAAAAUGAGGAAAGAAAAUUUUAGUUGGAGGAGCUUACUCAGUUGAUAAAAAUCAGAAGACAUUAGGUGAGAUCCAAAAGGAUCUCUCCAUUUCCUCUCAUCUCUAAUGCUCCAGUUCAGUGAUUAGACCACUUCACUACUGUGAUGACGGUCUAGGUUCAAGGUGGCAUUGAUCUAAGAGUAUAAAUUCAAUCCCUGUACAGGCUGUUUAGCACAGCAGUGUCAGUGUAUGCGCUUGUGUUUGCUGACAUCAAACAAAUGAUUAAAAAUGUGUAAUUGAGGCAAUUCCCUGGCGGUCCAGCGGUUAGGACUCCGUGCUUUCACUG